Molecule: messenger RNA, 5794 nt
Organism: Anastrepha obliqua
Lineage: Eukaryota; Metazoa; Arthropoda; Insecta; Diptera; Tephritidae
Exons: 3
Coding region: 1031-5794 (1587 amino acids)
Source: RefSeq, a predicted model, not a curated record
UUUGAUAGCUUUUAUAUUUUACCGCAAAGUGUUCCUAUAUAAUAUAAUAAUUCACUUAACUAAAAGCAUGGGUAUAAUUUUUAAACAUAGAACAAAUUGAUGAGAAAGCUUAGAGCACAUUUCUUUAAUUUAUUUUUCUAUGUCUUUUUUAUUAAGCCAUUUAAUAUCUAUGAAACGUCCUCAUUAUGAAUCUUGGCAACCACAACGUAUUAGUUUUCUUGAUAUGAACAAAACGAAUACAGUUUAUUUCAGUUAAAAUGUGGCUCUUCUAUAUUUAUAAUGAAAUCGUUUUUGGCAAUGAUGUCUGGUAAUCGUAAAUUGGUUCUGAACAAAAUAUGGUGAUUUUGCGUAAACUAAGUUACCUGUAGUUAAAAAAUUAGCAUAGUUUUUCAAUUAAAACGCACGGUAUUGGUCUAAAAUACGCACAAAUAUGUACAAUUACUUAUAUGCAAGUAUGUUGUUUGAAUAUGGCGUGGGUUAAUUGGUUGUGGUGUACUGUUUAAAAACGAACAAAAAAUUUGAACAAAAUUCCUUGUAAUUGUUGUAAACUUUUUGUGUUAUUGUAUUGUAAUUACAUUUAUUAUAAAAAAUAUCUAACGAAAUGUUGACUUGUAAUUGUUGUAUAUUGGUUAUCAAAAUAACGUGGAAUUUAAAAUGCCUUUUUGUUUUUGUCUUGGCGUGCGAUCACGUAAUGUAUGUAUAGAAUUGUUUUUCGGUAAAUGUUUAAAAAUAUGGCAUUUUGUAAAAUUUGAAAUGACUAAAAGGGCAGAAAUAUUAAUAAAAGCUGUAUAAGAAUUAAAUGGAUAUUUGAAAAAAAGAGGGGGAAAAAUGGCUUCUACUCUGCAUCGCAUUUCUUCAAUCAACACUGAUCGACGACGGUAUACCGUGGCAAGUGAGCCGUAAACGAAUUUCGCAGAAAUAUUAAAAAGUUGAAUUAAAAUGUAUUACUAAAUACAUUACCGUGCAAAAAAUUAACAACAUAUAUGUAUUAGGGUGUUGGAUCGAUCUCAUUAUUUUGGUUCCUCAUUGUAUGCGAGCAGUUCACGACUUCGCAUUGCAUUGCACAACUAUUCAUCGUACGCAUGAGCAUAUCAACGCAAUUGCAACGCUGUUUAGCAGUUAUAAAAUCACGAAACCUUCUCUAGUCAAAAGCGCCCCCGCCCACAAUAGUAGCAGUAGCACUACCCUAGAAAACAGCAACACAGCAGAAAAGCCUACACAUAAUUCGCGCAAAAAAUCUGCAAUGUUGGAGCCACGUAAAUGCGCCCCAAUGUCAUCACAUUCUGUUUCUAGUUCACGUAACCAUUCAAUUUCACCGACCAGUCUGCGUGAAAAUAGUCCGAUUAUCACAGACGCUGAAGUAGCAGCUGAUCCUAAAUUGAAUAUGAAAUGUGCAGUCGUGUUGCGGGAAAAUGAGGAAGUUCUUAAAUAUAAAAAACAAGAGAUUGCCUUCAUCAACGAUUUGUUGGAGAAGCAGAGAGAAAUGCAGCGACAACGCGCGCUGAAACGACAAGAACUUCAGAAUAUUUUAAAGAAAAAGUGUGAUGAGGGUAAACGUUUGAUGGCGGAAAUUACGGAAAUCAAAAGGCAGCGAGCUGAGGCGCAAGAGAAGAGUUUACUAGCACAGCAGAAACAACAACAAUCAACUAAUAUUUCAAAUCGUAAACGUGUGCUUGUGAGGGAUAGAAAAAUAAAACUUAAAGCGAAAACAACAACAACAACACGGUCUGCAACACCCACACGCACGGUGGCUGGGCAAGGUGAUGCUAAGACGACUGAAAAUGAAAUAGAUAAAAGCGUCGCCGAAGCAGUGCAAGCGGCGAAAGGGGACUCGUUGGAAGUAGCAGCUAAUGCCAAGUCAUUAAUUGAUGUUGCCGCGGCGAUAACUGAUAUAUCAGGCGAAAAAUUGGUAACUACAACACAAAUGCCACCAGAAAUUGGAAAUGACUUAGCCGAAGUAAUACCGCAAUCACCAAAAAAACGCGCUCAGUCACCCAGCAACGUAUCGGAAAUAGAAUCGCCCACUGCUAGUAGCAGCAUUAAAACGCAGGAUAUGGAUAUAGAGAGUAAAGCAUUACAAAGUACUGGUGACUUUGCUGCGAUUAACGUUGAGGAAGUUCCAAAAGCGAACCCCGUACCAAUGAAAAAGUCGGCUAAUAAAACAAGUUUGUCUGAAAAACCGAAAUUACCCAUAGUAAAAGGAAAGUUGACACCAGCAACGCAUGCACGGUGUGUCAGAUCAAUGACACCCGUGCGAAGUGUGGUGGAAGCGCCUGCAACUAAAACUACAGUUUCGUCUACACAAACCCCCUCGGACAUCGAACCGACUCGUCAAAAUGCGCUACUGAAAUCUUCACUUUCGUUUUCUUCGCUCAAAUCCUCUAGAACGCAUCUAUUGCGAGCACCAUCAUUAUCACCAUCCAUAUUCAUGCCCCGAAAUCGUGUUGAUGUGCGCCAGAGUAUGAGAGAUCAUUCUAGCAAUACAGAUUUCACGUCAAGCACCAAGUCGUGGUUUCUACAUGCAUCAGCACGAACGUUUACCAAAACGCUAAAGGUGCGUCUGAAGCGUUUACAGCAUUUAAAUCUGAGAUCUUCUCCGUCAUAUUCAGCCGAGAAGAAUGACAAUAAUAAAUCAGCAAGGCCAGCGUCAACCAUACCUGUCUUCUCUAAUAAAAGCGUUACAAAUGUAGUACCACUGGAGGAUGCCAUUAAACGCAUUGAAGAGCCAAAACUUUCGAUUUUAGAACUUUCCCCUAGUAAAACUGAACGCGUUCAAAAGUUGAAGCAACGACUGAAAUCGCAAUUGCUAGAGAUGGAUGAAAAAUACGGUGCCACUGUUACAAAGGUUAUUGAAAAUGUACUUAUAAAUGCAUCUAGGGAAGAAACGCCGAAUCCACCUACGUCAACGGCCGAGAUACGUGCUAAGAAGGCGGUACGUCGCAAGGCACAACGGAAACAAACACAACAUAGUAAAAAGUUAAAAUUGUCAGGCAAGGCGACUAGCGAACAUAAAGAAAGUAAGAGACAACUCGAUAUCACGAGUAGUAAAUCCGAUGAUAAAAAGGCUAAUGAAGACGCAGGCAAGACAGAAAAUGGGGCGCAAUGUGAUAGCGAUAGAAUUGAACUCGAUAAUACAACAGCUAACAAAAUGGCGGAAAAUGAAAGCAAAAAUACAGAUAUCAGUGCUAAACCAUGUAUUGCGCUAAACGAAAACACUGAGGAAGAGGAUACAAACUGUCGACAAGAAAAUUGUGCGAAGGAGCAGGAAGCUCCAGAGGAGCCAGCGAAGCAAGACCGGCAUGAACUAGUUGAUGAAGUAGCUAUAAGUAUUUGCAAAGAAACCAGUGCAGAUGUUGCAAUGGACAUUGGUGAUGAUACCAAUACAGUUGAUCAGAAGCUCAGAAGUAAGCUCAUUCACGAUGGUACCACGACAGUUGAUGAAAAGCUCAGAAAUAAACUGGCGCACGGUGCGAUAGUUACGCAAGUUGUGGACGUGACUCCUGGCAGACAUGUAAAGGAUAAUCUGUUGGGUGAAAUAUUGAUAGUCCAAGCUACAUCCAAAUCAGCAGUGUCGAAUAACAUUGAGGUGCCGAAAAUCGAAAGUAAGACAAGUAAUGCCCAAACAGUUGAUGCAGAUAUUGCUUCAAGCGCUGAGAAGAGCGUUGAAGAGCUUGAAGAGCGUUGUUCUACACCACCUUCUCUAGACUUGUCAUGUAUAAAGCCAAGCUCGACACUGCCUGAGGAUGCCAUUAAACAAGCACCCACAGGAAUAUCCAAUGAAAUGGCUGCUGCUGAUACGAGUCUUGCCAUGCCAGCAAAUACAACGGCAAAACCACAAACAACACCCAAUUUAAAAUCCAAAGAAUUGCAAAAUAAAAAAAAGGAAUCUCUCAUAGCGACAGGCGUAAUAUUGUCAAAGAUAUCGUCAUGCGAUUCAAUUUCAUCUAACCUCGAAAUUGUUCCCGAUCCACCGACUUCGAUUGGUUUACAAAACGAUUCGCAUACGCGUUCGAUAAUGCCCAUUGGUGACAACACAAGUGAAAAUGCAAAGCCAACAGUAGCUGAAAAUCAUGAAAACCGUAACGAAUUCGUCCGCUUGGAAGUUAGCACAUCUUCCCUGUGUGGUGAUGAAGAAUCCAGUAGUGAUUGUUUGUUGUCGCAUUUAUCAAAACAAGUACGAAAAAUUUCUGAUUUAGAUAGUAUUGUUGAUGCAAGCACCGUGCAUGUGAUUAAGGAUGCCACAAUGACACUGAUGAGUUUCGAAGCCACGCCAACGUUGCCAACUUACUUGCUCAAUGGCGAAAGUCGCGAUGUGCCCACGCCGCCUGCCAUAUCAACACCGGUGCCGACACCUCUACCCAUUCUCACCACUGAGGUGAUAUCGGACACUGAGCAACAAAGGCAUACAGCAACACCGACAUCAGCAUUGCUUGAAUCAGCUAAAAGUGAAUUGACACUAACGCCGGCGCAGGAACCUAAGGAAAACAAACCAGAUCGAUUGCAGAAGUCGGAUUUCCAAACGAGUACAACCACCAGUUUAGAAAAUGAACCCGAACAAGUGCCAGAAAAGAAUAUACCAACAGUCGCGCUACCCAUGCUGGUUGAACAGGAACUAGAGAAGCUCACUGGAAAGCCACUACUUGAAAAUACAAUAAAUUCAACGGCGCCGGGGAGUGCAAUAUCGACUUCCGAUCAUGAAGUAUCUUCAACACAAGAGCUCGUCUACAUACCAUCUACAAAGCGUUCCAAUUCGAAUACCCUCAACAAUUCAUUAGAUAUGGCAACACCCACACUCGUCGAAGAGGCCACGAUGGUUGUACAAAAUAGUCAAAUCGAUACGACGCAUCACUUACCAGAAAAUUCAUACUAUAUGCGCCGACGAGCACGCAAGUUUUCGGAUGAAUUCACACUACGCGAAAAUAAGGGUGACAAUACCGUCACAAAAGUGGCACUGAAACAACGACGUAAGACCUUCUCUUCCGAAUCGAGUUUGCACGUACAAUUUGCACCGAAUACAUUAUUUACCACAAAUGAAAAUACCCUCAUAAGUAGUAGAGCUACAACUAGCGCUUCAACUAGUAGCGGCUUGAAAAGUGGUGGGGGAGGUAGUGGUGGCAGCUCCCCAUCUACCACCACUGAGCCAGUGACCAAACACACCCACCAAACACGACGCCGCAAUCAUAUACAAAAGUCACGCAAUAAGACACAAUCCCCGUCAACUGGUCGUAGUCGAGGAGGUGGCGGUGUUAGUGAAUUAAAUAGUACUUUUGUAUUUGGUUGCAGUCGGCUACAGACGUCUAAAAGUGAUAUGGCAGAUUCGGAACGUUGUGUAGUGUUACCAGCGAGCGCUGUUGUGCCACCGGUUAACUUGGGCAACAUUUCACGCGCCUAUACAAAGAAAACUUUGUCACAAAUUAAGGUGUUUGUGCCACCAGAAGGCGAAAUGUGUUUAGAGAAUGAGGGGUCCGAAAAGAGUGUAAUUAAGAAAACAUCAAAAAUCUCUGGAACUGAAGCUACUACAACAAGUAGGCGUGGUCGACCACCGGGUUCUUUAAAUAAAAAUUCGAAGAAACCAAAGCUAAGUGAAUCGGCUGAAAAAACAAAAUCGAAUAAAACUGCUGUAAAUUCAUCAAAAGGUAAGACGACAACGGCACGCAACACAAAUAAGCGCUCCAAUAAAAACGAACGUGAACAAUUGGCGAAUUCGGCAAAGCCACUACCAGCGCCUACUACUGCAAAAGCGCCAGCGCGUACGAAGAAUGCGGAUCGUUCGUCUAACCGCAGACGGAAAUAA